AUGUCACAGCAAUAUUACACUGAAUCGCAAUGGGCUGGCGCGGGUCCUUCUCAACCGACGUGGGAUCAUCAGACCCCACCGCCGCCCCCUGCGCGAACCGGUGGUAGCUCUUCCAGCCUGCGCGAAGUCGAGUCGGUCGCUUUCUCUUACCAAUUUGAGGAGGUCGACCGAGCCGUUGAUAAUCUGGUGAAGAGCGGCAAGAUGUAUGGUCCGCCGGGACGACAUGGUCGAGUUGCAUCUGGACAUGGGCCGCGACCACAUUCCCUGGAGUUUGGCGACCCGCGUGCUGGCCACCCUGGCCCUAACUUGCAGAAUUUCUAUGCUGCGCAACGACACCAACCUUCGCGUGGUUCCAACGAGGCGGAACAGAUGAUGCAGGCCAAGCGGAGGAUGGCGGCUCAGCGGGAGCGAGAGCUUCGCAACUAUCAUCAAGAGCAGCAAUUACACCGAAAUGUCCUCGCUGAUAUGUCCUACAAUGGCAAAUCCGACCGUGCUUUGAGCCCUGGCAGUAUGUCCGAGGACGACCAACGCCGUGACUUGAUUAAUCGCCAGCGUACUGCAUUAUUUGGCGAAGCUGGUUAUCCCGACGAAUCUGCCACGAAUCGACAGGGGGUUCCUAGCUUGCCAACUGGAACGUCGGGCCACCGUGGUCCCUCGCCCCUAGCAUAUGAUUAUGGACGGCCGAAUGCGCCUAAUGGCCCUGAGGGGGCUUCGCAGCCCUCUGACCUCCAGGGCCUGUCUCGUGCAAACAGCAAUGCUAGCCCUCAGUCCAACCCGCCAGCCAAUAUUGGCAUCUUCGAUUCUGCUAUUGGACAGCAGGCUAACCGCACCAGUAACUCAUCUCCCACUGGUGGAUCCCCCCCUCGAGCCGGAGGGGUUACUAAGCCAACGCAAAGUGGCAGUACCGUAGCCCCUAUUGGCACACGUCCUUCAGCGGCUUCCCAAGCGCAGAACCCGGCAUUGAACAAGCGAUCUACAACUCCCCUACCGUCACCAUUAAGUCAUGGUUUUUCCGCCUCGGGAAACGGCGAUGAUUCUAAUAGCCAGGGCGUCUCGACCACGGGCGCUCCCUCUAACCCACCUAGCGCUGCGGCAGAAGGGUAUAACGGAUGGGGCAACCGCUCUGGCGUGUGGGGAAAUAAAUCAAGCUUGGGCGUUCAGGCAAGCGUCUGGGGCUAG
Hypoxylon trugodes is the source of this 1179-nucleotide messenger RNA. RefSeq lists its product as uncharacterized. The record is from RefSeq and is a predicted model, not a curated record. NCBI's taxonomy places the organism in Eukaryota, Fungi, Ascomycota, Sordariomycetes, Xylariales, Hypoxylaceae. The transcript is spliced from 5 exons. The coding region runs from base 1 to 1179 and encodes 392 amino acids.